Messenger RNA from Hyaloscypha bicolor E, 1310 nucleotides. RefSeq lists its product as uncharacterized. Gene Ontology annotation, molecular function: hydrolase activity, acting on carbon-nitrogen (but not peptide) bonds. Bases 1 to 996 code for a protein of 331 amino acids. The transcript is spliced from 2 exons. NCBI's taxonomy places the organism in Eukaryota, Fungi, Ascomycota, Leotiomycetes, Helotiales, Hyaloscyphaceae. The record is from RefSeq and is a predicted model, not a curated record.
AUGGCUAAGCAUUACCCCUCAAAGACAUCCAACAACCCUGUUGCAUAUCUCAAUGGCAGAGUCUACACUGUGGACAAGUCGCAACCAUUGGCUUCCGGCUUUAUUCUUCCAACCGCAGGCACUUUCGAAGUUGUCGGCACAACUGAUGAGAUCCUGAGCAUUGCAAAAGUGAGGGGCCUUGUGACUUACGAUCUCAGACAACAAUUCAUCAUGCCUGAUAUGUACGAUGAGCAUACGCACCUUCUCUCUGCUGGAGAGAAAAGGCAAUUGCAGACUGGUAUCGGUGGCGAAACAAACGAACACAGUCUUGGGAUCACUUUAAAAGAUCGUCACUGUCUUUACAAGUUUUCAAAAGUCAAAUAUCUCUGUGAACAAUUUCCAGAUACCCCGGUGCUAGUGCGAGAUACCUCCCUUCACAAAGUCCUACUUAACACUGAGGGCCUCAAAAGAAUUGGAGUUAUUCCCGAAGCUGAGAGGACAGUUCCACCUCCAAGAGGUGUGGAUGUCAGAAGAGUAGACGGGAUGAUGACAGAGGAGCUGAUGGAAGCAGGUCCAGGAGAUGCAUGGUUGAAGUUACCAGUUUGGCCCUUGCCAAGAAUCAAGAAGUCGACCAUAUAUGGAAUCAACUCUUGUCACAAAUUUGGGAUCGCCUUGAUACAAGAAGCCUCCGCUAACACCGUUUAUUUACACGGUCUCCGCGAGCUGGAGGAAGAGAACAAGCUUAAGCUUGACAUCAAUACCCACAUUAUGUGCGGGAACAAAUUUUUCCCAUGUGAGAGUUUGGGAAGUCUAAAGUCCCUGCUGGAUGUCGCAGAAGAUUUCAAAAGCAAACAUGUUGAUACUCGAUUUGUCAAGUUCUGGCUUGAUGGACCACGGGUCGAACCAGGCCCGACACAUUGCACGCUCAAUGGGGAGGGAGAACCUGAUCCUAAAAUACCAUUUUUUAUGGCGAGACCGUUCUUGCUCAUGUCACCAAGUACGAUUCAAGGGGAAUGACAUGAAAAUGCAUGUGGCGGGCGAGGAUAGUGUGAGACAAGCUUUGAAUAUAUACGAAAGAGUCAGGAGAGGUAAUCAUAAUGGCCCAAGGCAUGAAAUAGUUUAUUUCAAUGCUAUUCAUAAAGGUCAAUUCAUUCCGAUUACUUCUUGGGGGGAAAAUCAAGCUUGCGAAGCCCGGGAUUGGCAAACGCUUUGUGUCUGAACACCUUAAUUUAGCAAACUACUAAAAUUCACAACACUGAAAAUUCUAUGUAAAUAGAAGAAGCUCAGACUAAGCCUUACCCAAAAUGAAGGUGUAGCGCCGACUCGGGGAG